Molecule: messenger RNA, 1821 nt
Organism: Phanerochaete carnosa HHB-10118-sp
Lineage: Eukaryota; Fungi; Basidiomycota; Agaricomycetes; Polyporales; Phanerochaetaceae
Exons: 9
Coding region: 112-1737 (541 amino acids)
Biological process (GO): protein phosphorylation; maturation of SSU-rRNA
Cellular component (GO): nucleus; preribosome, small subunit precursor; cytosol
Molecular function (GO): ATP binding; protein serine/threonine kinase activity
Source: RefSeq, a predicted model, not a curated record
CCAUCUUGCGCUGGAGAAGUUAGAACUAUCUAGGGUCUAAUCAUAAUCUACCGCAUAUUCUUACCACUGGAACUACUGGACGGCCAAGCUGCCAUCUAGGCAUUUGACAUCAUGAAGCUGGACGCCACGGAUCUGAGGUAUCUCACCUCUGAAGAGUUUCGGGUUCUCACAGCGGUUGAGAUGGGCUCCAAGAACCACGAAGUAGUGCCGACACCGCUCGUUGUCCAGAUCUCGGGCCUCCGAAAUGGGGGUGUGAACAAGGUCUUGGGCUCCCUGGCCAAGCGCAACCUUGUCGCAAAAGUGCAGAACGCGCGAUAUGACGGCUAUCGCUUGACCUAUGGCGGCUACGAUUACUUGGCCAUGCGGGCGUUGUCGAAGAGGGAUACCAUGUAUUCUGUAGGGAACCAGAUUGGGGUCGGAAAGGAGUCAGACAUCUACAUCGUCGCAGAUAACGAAGGGAAAGAGAUGGUCCUCAAGCUUCACCGACUAGGCCGGAUAUCGUUCCGCUCGGUCAAGGAGAAGCGUGAUUACAUGGGCAAGCGCAAGUCGGCGUCGUGGAUGUACAUGUCACGUCUCGCCGCACAAAAAGAAUACGCCUUUAUGAAGGUCCUUUACGAGCAUGACUUCCCGGUGCCUCGCCCGAUAGACCAGGCACGGCACACGAUUUUGAUGGAGUUCAUUGAUGCGUACCCUCUCCGACAAGUUUCUGACGUGGCCUCGCCUGGGGCCUUGUAUUCGACUCUUAUGGACCUCAUUGUGCGCUUUGCCCACGCCGGACUGAUCCACGGCGACUACAACGAGUUUAACAUCCUGAUCCGACGGGAGACGGGCGAACCUGUCGUGAUCGACUUUCCACAGAUGGUCAGCACGUCGCAUGUCAACGCAGAAUACUAUUUCAAUCGCGACGUCGAGUGUAUUCGCACAUUCUUCCGGAGACGGCUUCAUUACGAAAGCAAGCUGUAUCCGCGGUUCAAGAGAACCAUGAGAGAGGGCGGCGACGGAGACGGCGCUGGGUUCCGCCUGGACGUCGUGGUGGCGGCCAGCGGGUUUAAGAAGAGCGAUCAGAAGACAUUGGAAGAGUACAUCGACUCUGUGAAAGAGUCUGAGGGCAAAGAUGACGAUCCCGAAGAUGACGAUGAGGAGGAAGAGGAGAAGGAAGAAGAGGAGGAAGAAGAGGAGGAAGAAGAAGAGGAAGAAGAAGAGGAAGAGGAGAGUGAUGCCGAGUCGGGGACGCAAACGAACGAGGGCGCCGUGGCUCGGAAACAAGCGGAGCCGGGUGCGAGUCGCGACGGUUCGUCACUCGAGCCUUCGUCUUCCCUCAUUGUGCCCCGCGGCGGCUUCCCUGCCGGGGACCCCUCUCUUCCCCCGCGGGGUGGCGAUCGAGCUCAGUCGCUACCUCCGUGUGACGAUGCCGAGGAGACAGUGCUGUCACCCAUUCGUGCACGCGCCCUCUCGCGCUCGCCGCCUGCGUCUCGUCAUCCGUCAGAAGGGCAAUCGGCAGAGUCGGGCGAGUCGGGCGACGAGCUGGCUGAGCGCACAGCCGGGCUGUCUAUAGCAUCCCGGCACGAGCAGGACAUCAAGGAGCGUGCCGCGACGGAGGCGUCGAAGCACCGGGCCCAGCAGCAGCGCAAAUACCACUCGAAGCGCGGUGCGCAGAAGGUCGGGGGCCGGCACAAGGGCAGCAAGGCGAAGCAGGACACGAGAGUCAAACUGGACCGCGGAGGCUUCUGGGACUGACCCCUUGCCUUGUUUCCUUUUUUCUUUCCCCUUCGUAUCUUUGGUGCAUAUUCCUGGCAUUUCUCCUCGCCUCCUAGCUGCACG